AUGAACAAUGUUCUCCACACUCUCAACUUUGGGGUGGUAGGUGAUGCAACAUAUAAUGCCUUGUGGAGAAUCAGAAAUGGAGAGUUGGCCCACAUCAGCCCAAUGGUUGUGGUGCUGUGGGUGGGCACCCAUAAUCACGGUCACACUGCAGAACAGAUCUGUGGAGGCAUUAUGGCCAUAGUCCAACUCAUCAAGGACAAGCUGCCGAAGGCUUACACUCUCGUACUGGGAGUGCUACCCAGGGGUAAGAUGAGGAACGCCCAGGUCAACAAGCUGGUCAAGGAGACCGUGUCCUCUCUCCCCCAUGCCUCCCUCCUCAACGUGGACCCUGGCUUUGUGCACUCGGAUGGCAGCAUCUCCCACCAGGACCUGUAUGACUUCCUCCACCUCACCCCUCAGGGCUACCAGGCUGUGUGCCAGCCGCUACACGCCCACCUCAAGGGCCUGCUGGAGAAAUAGGCUGAAAACUGAAGACCAACUGAUGGAGAACUGAUGGCCAGUGACCCAAUGACCCCCUCACUACA
Molecule: messenger RNA, 524 nt
Organism: Salvelinus fontinalis (brook trout)
Lineage: Eukaryota; Metazoa; Chordata; Actinopteri; Salmoniformes; Salmonidae
Product: platelet-activating factor acetylhydrolase IB subunit alpha1-like
Exons: 4
Coding region: 1-459 (152 amino acids)
Source: RefSeq, a predicted model, not a curated record